This is a messenger RNA of Clunio marinus, 687 nucleotides long. Lineage: Eukaryota; Metazoa; Arthropoda; Insecta; Diptera; Chironomidae. The record is from the annotation of a GenBank genome assembly.
AUGCAAUUUCCUAAGUUAAUAUUAUUCAAUAUCAUGUUUGUUGCAGAAUUAUGCAACACAGAUUCCGAUUGUUCGGAUAAUGACAACGAGACGGGGGAGGAUGACGACGAUAAUUUAGAGAAUUCAACCGAUGAACCAAAAUCAGCAAAGUCACGCAGACGACGAACUGCAUUUACCAGUGAGCAAUUAUUAGAGCUAGAACGAGAAUUUCAUGCUAAAAAGUAUUUAAGUUUAACUGAAAGAAGUCAAAUUGCAACAACAUUGAAGCUUAGUGAAGUUCAGAUAAAAAUUUGGUUUCAAAACCGUCGGGCGAAAUGGAAGCGAGUGAAAGCCGGUUUGACAUCACACAAUAUGGGAAAUCGUGGAUCAUCAUCUAAUGGCGGAAAUAAAAUUGUCGUGCCAAUUCCAGUGCAUGUUAAUCGUUUCGCAAUUCGACAUCAACAUUCAGCGAUGGAAAAAUUAAGUCUUUGUGGACCCAAACCAGAGCUACGGAAAGCAGCAAAUGUUGACACAAGUUGCUUUGAAAAUUUCAAACUUCAACAACAGAAAGUUGGAAAACCGUUCUUAUAAAAUGAAAUUUAAUUAAAUAGAAACUUUAAUCGUGUCUUUUUAUGUGUGAGAAAUUAAAUGAAUAAGAACGUGAAACUACAAGCAAUAAUAAAUUUUUUUGAAUAAAUUUGUGGGCAA